AUGCGCGGCUUCGACCAACCCACGUCAAGUUCUGCGUCCCGAGCUACCAAUGCGGGACUACGCGAGCAGAGCAAUCAACCAUCAAACAUAAGAACUAGACAGGGUCGGUUCGAAGCUCCUGCUACGAUACCGGGAGCCGGAGAGGCGAAGCAACCAUACCCGACCACAUCCAGACGCAAGUCUAGUAGUCCCUCAGCUUUGCCCCUCCCACAAGCAUUGAGCGAACCUCAACCGCCUUCUUCCGGACGCAAAUCGCCUGCCUAUUUGCAAGGCAGGAACCCAUAUGGCCGAGUCUUGGACAAGGUCCAGCAUCCGUACCGGGAGCCCGAGGCAGUGACAACAGCACCUGUACCGCCUUCCCAAGCUGGCUCCAAUAUCGGUUCACGGUCACCUGCGGUGGGCGUCACAGACUCCAAACAACAAUCUCUGGCCCAAGAGCCGGGUCGACGCGGCACCCAGACAACAUACCCGCCAUCAAGACAGCCACAGGUCCCCAAGUCAGUUCGCUCUGCCAAGGACUUCUUCGAGACGGAAGCCUUUCAACGUCCGUCAGCAUCCCGUCCCCCACCUUCAGUUCCUGGUACCAGUGCCGCGAAGGCGCUCGCACCCCAAACCUACCCCUCUAGUUCCUCUCUCGAAUCUCCUGCCCAUGCUCCCAACCCGAAGUUGUCUUCUACUGCUGACGAGCAAGCCCUCGAUACUGGGCUGCUGUUGUCUUCUCUCACGGAAUUUUACGAUACUCGCGAAUCUGUGCAGUCCGUGAUCCCCUACAAACAAGGCGAAGCCGAUGAGAGCGCUCCCAUGAUCACGACACAGAAAGCAACGCCUCCGGCCGUACCAUCUGAUCAGGGAGAGGAGCAGUAUUUUUCCGACAUAGAGCGAGAAUCCAUUGGUCGUCGGAAGUCUACCAACAUCUUUGCAGGCAAAUCCGACGGUGCAAGGCUUCCAAAUUUCGGCCAACAGACUGUACAGGACAGCUUUGCAAGCGAUGAUCCCUCCAAGAGGCCACUUACUGACACUGGCGGAGCCAACCCGGUUGAUCACAGAGCCCCCUCUGAUGAGAUUGUGAGGAGUCUCGCUACCCGCAGUUCAAUACCAGCUGCUGAGACCAGGCAAGCCAGCAAUCCGAACCCUCCGUCGCAACAGGAAGGUAGACGUGCGAAGUCUGGUCGCGAUCUUCGAAGGACUUUCGAGGAAGACAACGGGAUUUCUCCCAAACGGCUCAGGCGCAGUGGAUCACACACUGCUUCUUUGACAGAGAGUGGUACUUCAGCAAAAGAACCCGUCGAUCGUGUCGCGGAGUGGACCCAGAGUACGGAUGUUGGAAAUCCUCGCAACCAGUCUGGGAAGUCCAUUGGUGUGCGUAGACAAGCUGAGGAGAUCGUGGCAAGGAAUCUCGGCCACGACGGUGCAAGCGACAUGAGUGUCUCCCGACAAAGCUGUAUCUCAGGCUCGAUACCAACUGCCAACAUUGGUGUCGAGGAGCAGUAUGGCGAGACCAAAGUGCCGGACGAUGUCGACAACCGCCAAGGGUACGGACGUCGCGUCACACAAGAUUUCGGCUUCCCAGGCGCACGGAUUAAGUCGUAUGGCAUCAACAAGACAAGCCGACCGUUAAGAGACCCUGGCAAUUGGACUAAGCGAGCGUGCGGACACUUCUCAUACAUGGGCAAAACCGAGCACCGCGAGCAUGCACAAGAGAAAAUAUGUCGGCAAUGUUCGACCCGAGUACCAGUGCUUGAAGAGCUACUGUCUACGAAGCGGCGGACACGCAGACGAGCUUCAUCAGAAUCAUUGACCUCUACAACCCCUUCAUCGAAAAUCUCCACAGAUGACUGUUGCCGCCGGCAGAGGCGUCGUCGGUGUCACUCUGAAAGCAUGUCGCUUGACAGAUGCGGAGAUAGAUUUGCUGAUGAGUUGGGUCAUAUCAUCGACAAUAUUCUAGAAGAGCAUGCAAACACACUCCAGAAUGUCAUCAGCAACAUCAAGAACACCCAACCCAGUUUCGACCAGCUUCGAAGGGUGUCUGGAGAUCUUGUUCAGCGAUGCAAUACCAACGCAUGUGAUAGGAAUCGUUGCCAGACAUCCUGUCAUCCAGCACGAGCAUCCUGUCGACGGGACGAUGAUUGGCAUCCACCUUGCCCAUAUCUCCCACCCAAAGCGGCAGAGAAACUCAAUGUUGGGGCUACAGGCCAAGUCAAGCCGAACCUUAACGAUCCUGAAUCGAGCCUGCGUGAAGAGGUGCAGUCAAUACCCGACCUGGUCGAUCUUGUCAAAUCUGCAGCCGACGAUCUCGGCUUCGAUCUUGACCGAAGACCCACCGCGACCGACGAUGACGAGUUCCACAACGCCCCUUACGAGGCCACACCCAUGGAUUCUGUCUCACGUCACACGGAUGUCUCCUUCGGGACGACAGAAAACAGGGCGACGGAGGACGAGCCGCUUACUGAGGACAGCUGGCUACAGCAAACACGUAGACACUUGACCGAACUCUCAGAAGCCCGAGAGCAGCUUAUGGACGAAUUGGAUUCCAUCGCUGGAGAUCUCGACGUGAAAUUCCGAGACCAACCCGAGGUUGAGUCGGUGACUGAUUCGGAUGCACCACAUGCACACCGUGUACUCAGCAAAGCUCCCACAGGUCUCUCGCGUACAUCCACAUUACAGAGAGACGCUCUUAUCGACUCAGUACAGCGUAUGCUCAGCAAAGCGCCUACUGGCAUCUCACGCAGCUCUACAUGGCAUGAGCAGAAUCAGGGAGAAGAGGCUACUGAUGACCUCGAUAUCAGCAGAGCGCCUACUGGCAUCUCACGCAGCCCUACGUGGCAUGAGCAGGGUCAGGCGUUGACUGCUGAUGACCUCGAUUUCAACCCGGCACAGCGCAGAUCAAGCAAAACUCCUACCGGUCUCUCACGCACUUCUACUUCGCAGAAAGAAGCUAUGAUCGACUCGGUACAACGUGUGCAACGUGUGCUCAGCAAGAUCCCUACCGGCCUCUCACGCAGCGCUACACGGCAUGGAGAAGAUGACGGAGAUGAGGAAGAGAAAGAAGCAGUCGAUAAUCGCAGUCUCGGACUUGUGCAGCGUGUACUGAGCCCAACCCCUGCAGACUUCUCGCGCAGGUCUACAUCGCAAGCAGAUGCCAUCGUCGACUCGGUACAGCGCGUGCAACGCGUGCUCAGCAAGGUUCCUACUGGCCUCUCACGCAGCUCUACAUGGCAUGGAGAAGACGAGGAGGCCGUCGAAGACCCCGACAUCGAGCCAGUGCAGCGUGUGUUGAGCAUGUCACCUCCUGGUAUCUUACAGGCCUCUACGUGGAUCAGGGACGCUUCUGUCGACGCAACGCGACGUGUACUCAGUAAGCCUCUUACUGGCCUCCUGCGCGAUACUACCUGGCAUAGCAUGGGAGACGACCCAGCAGACAGUUCUUUCGUCGAGCCCGUACAACGUGUACUCAGCAAGGCUCUUACUGGUCUCUCGCGCAACUCUACAUGGCAAAAGGAUGAUGAUGCACCGGUAGACGAAUCCGUUGUUGAAAGUGUGGAGCGUGUACUCAGCAAGGCUCCUACCAGCGUCUCACGCGAAUCCGAAUAG
Messenger RNA from Alternaria incomplexa, 3591 nucleotides. RefSeq lists its product as uncharacterized. The record is from RefSeq and is a predicted model, not a curated record. The coding region runs from base 1 to 3591 and encodes 1196 amino acids. NCBI's taxonomy places the organism in Eukaryota, Fungi, Ascomycota, Dothideomycetes, Pleosporales, Pleosporaceae. The transcript is spliced from 2 exons.